AUUGCACUCCACCACACCAUCCAUGGCAAUGGCAUCUUCCUUCCUUUCUCCCCUCCUGAAAAAUACAUCAUGAACAACUAGUCUCUCUGCUCACCAGGCAACCUAGCUAAUCUAGCUGAUUACUCUUUUGAUUGCUCCUGUCCUCUACUGAUAUGCUGCUAGCUUAGCUUUGUUAAUUAUAUGCCAAUAUGUACUAUGCAACCCUCUGAGCAGAAGCCCACAUACACACACCGCCUUCCUCACUCUCUCUAAUUGAGUAGAGCUGUAGUAGCCCUGCCCACGCCCAGUGGGAGGCGGAGCACCAUAGCCACAGCCUCUGCCUCUUGUGCAUCGUCCUGUUCGAUUCCUUCUCCUUGAGAUCAGACUAAAACCAGCCAUGGUCAAGAAGCUUGGCCUCACGUCUCUCAUCUUCAGCAGCAAGCAGGUGGACAGUGCUGCUAGUGCCAGUGGCGCUGCACCUUCCUCCGUGGCCUCGUCUUCCUCCAUGUCUGCCACCUCGUGGCAAUGGCCGUCCUGCAAGCAGCCAAGGACCCUCUCCUUCAGGCAGCAGCAGCACCAAGAGCAGCACCAGACGGCGUACAAGACCAUGAACUCGGCCUACUUGCCCGACUCCGGCGCCGACUCGUGCUUCUCCAACUCCUUCGCCUCGGUCGACGACAGCCUCUCCACGGCGUCCGAGGCCGCCUCCGGGCUCGUUGAGGCCAACGAGCGAGAGACGGUCAUCCGCGCCCUGCGCUCCGGCCGCCUCUUCUUCGAGCCCCACGCAACGCCGGCCACCUCCUCCUCCAUUCUCGACGAGGCCAAGCUGAAGGUGAAGGACAGCGACACUACCACCGUUACCACCUGCUGCGGCAGCAGGAAGGUCGACAAGACGGUGGCGUUCGAGGGAGCGACGGCGGUGACCAUGGACUCGUCGAACCCGUACCGCGACUUCCGGGCGUCCAUGGAGGAGAUGGUAAUGAGCCAUGGCGUCAAGGACUGGUGCUGGAUGGAGAUGAUGCUGGGGUGGUACCUCAGGGCCAACGGCAAGAGCACCCACGGCCUCAUCGUCGGCGCCUUCGUCGACCUGCUCGUCGCGCUCAGCGACACCGCCUCGCCGUCCUCCCCGACCACCGCCACAACCAACGGCUCCUCCUCCUUCAGCGGCAGCGACGAGAUCAAGGAGGAAGAAGGAUGAACCGAGCUCAACUGGUACAUAUGAUUAUGAUUAGUUUUCCCUUGCUGCCAUGAUUCGCGUCAAGUGCUGUUAAUUCCCAGCCGGAUGCGGUGCAGCUUGAUCAAGCGUGAGGUUAGCAGUAUUGAUUCCAUUUAUUUACCUUUUGCGAAGCUACUGGCUAGCUAUUGUGUGUUUGCCUGUCAGUCUGCGCGCGUGCAUGCCUACCUAACUGAUUGUUUGCUAGCUAGGUGAGUACGUACUAUAUUUGAAUUUGUGUGCACAGCCCGGAUAUUACGUAUGAGAAAAUCAAAUGAAAUGAAAAAAAAAUGUAAAUAUGUAUAGCGUGUGUGUUGUCUGCAAGCAUGUUUGGGACGCGAGAAUUUUCACCGAAAUUUGGUCUUCUUUCUCAGAAACAGUUCAGUUACCACAAGAAAUGAAGAAGGGAAACCCUCUUGUUUCAGACGGAUCUAAA
Molecule: messenger RNA, 1628 nt
Organism: Aegilops tauschii subsp. strangulata
Lineage: Eukaryota; Viridiplantae; Streptophyta; Magnoliopsida; Poales; Poaceae
Biological process (GO): negative regulation of DNA-templated transcription
Source: RefSeq, a predicted model, not a curated record